UCCCGCGUGCCGAUAGAAGAGGAGAACAGCAAAGGCCUCCGUUAGUGCUCCAGGGGGGAGGCGCGGAACAGGAUGCGCUGGCUUCGUAAGCACCGAUGACGGACACGGUGGAAGAUGAUCAACGCAACUGAUUGACUGACACCCCCUUGGAAUACGACCUUGUGGAUAUAACUUUGGAUCUUGACAUGAGCAGGUGGCGUACGCUUGUUUGUAUGUCUCUCCUGGAUGGGGAUCUCAUGCAGUUGGACCACAAAAGGAGGGGAUUCUGACCGCCUAAACCCUCCUCCAGCCAGUCCGAGAGAAGUCAAAGGACUGUAGCUUGUUCUUCAGCCCCGCGCCCGGACAGAUGCACCACUGCUAAGGAAAAGUCCGGCACGCCAGCUAUGUUUGGACGCGAUGCUCAAGCUGACGGAUCCCGUACAGACUCACUGGCCUGAUCUCACCACCCUGCUACUCGUGUAGUGCUGGAGGGAAGGGAUAAUGCAUAUCAUCCCCUGGCUGAAGGAAGAAGCCAGCAUGAGCAACGUCACAGUCACCGACAACACCGAGCCCCUCACCCGCACCAUGAACCCGGCGCCCCCCAGCCCUUACAGCUACCCCGUCAGCUUCCAGGUGUCCAUCACGGGAUUCCUCAUGCUGGAGAUCCUCCUGGGCCUGAGCUCCAACCUGACCGUGCUGGCCCUCUACUGUAUGAAGUCCAACCUGAUCAGCUCGGUCAGCAACAUGGUGACCAUGAACCUCCACGUUGUGGACGUGCUGGUGUGCCUCUGCUGCAUCCCACUCACCAUUGUGGUGGUCCUGCUCUCCCUAGAGGGGGACACGGCCCUGGUGUGCUGCUUCCACGAAGCGUGCGUGUCCUUCGCCAGCGUGGCCACGGCCGCCAACGUGCUCGCCAUCACCCUGGACCGCUACGACAUCUCGGUCAAGCCGGCCAACCGCGUGCUGACCAUGCGCCGUGCCCUCUCGCUCAUGGCGGGCAUAUGGGUGCUAUCUUUGGUCAGCUUUCUGGUGCCCUUUUUCGAGGUUGGCUUCUUCGCGCAGGGCCACGCCGAACUCAACCAGACCCUCGUGGAGAAUGUGGUCCAUUCCAACCAGUACUACACGGAACUCGGGCUCUAUUACCACCUGUUGGCUCAGAUUCCCAUUUUCUUCUUCACCGCCGUGGUAAUGCUCAUUACCUACUCCAAAAUUCUCCAGGCCCUUAAUAUUCGUAUCGGCACGCGCUUCCACGCCUCUCAGAAGAAGAAGGCCCGCAGAAAAAAGCGGACGUCCAUGACAGCGAUGACGCCGCAGCAGGAGGCCACAGACGCGUCCCAGAGCAGCGGCAGCCGCAACCCGACCACGCUGGGCAUGCGGACGUCCGUGUCCGUCAUCAUCGCCUUGCGCAGGGCGGUGAAGCGCCACCGGGAGAGGCGGGAACGGCAGAAACGCGUCUUCAGGAUGUCCCUCCUGAUCGUGUCCACCUUCCUGCUGUGUUGGACGCCCAUCACGGUGCUCAACACCGUCAUCCUCACCCUGGGCCCCAGCGACCUGAUGGUCAAGCUGAGACUGGGCUUCCUGGUCAUGGCCUAUGGGACCACCAUCUUUCACCCGCUCCUGUACGCCUUCACCAGGCAGAAGUUCCAGAAAGUCCUGAAGAGCAAGAUGAAGAAGAGGGUGGUGUCCAUCGUCGAGGCCGAUCCCACCCCCAACAACGCCAUCAUCCACAACUCCUGGAUUGACCCAAAGAGGAACAAAAAGGUGACGUUUGAGGACAAGGACGCCCAGCAGAAAUGUCUUUCUUCAGAGGACGUGGAGUGA
Messenger RNA from Syngnathoides biaculeatus (alligator pipefish), 1800 nucleotides. RefSeq names its product G-protein coupled receptor 22-like. Gene Ontology annotation, cellular component: membrane. The record is from RefSeq and is a predicted model, not a curated record. Gene Ontology annotation, biological process: G protein-coupled receptor signaling pathway. Gene Ontology annotation, molecular function: peptide binding; G protein-coupled receptor activity. Bases 481 to 1800 code for a protein of 439 amino acids. Lineage: Eukaryota; Metazoa; Chordata; Actinopteri; Syngnathiformes; Syngnathidae. The transcript has 2 exons.